This is a messenger RNA of Penaeus indicus, 1287 nucleotides long. RefSeq lists its product as uncharacterized. Lineage: Eukaryota; Metazoa; Arthropoda; Malacostraca; Decapoda; Penaeidae. The transcript is spliced from 2 exons. Bases 176 to 1099 code for a protein of 307 amino acids. The record is from RefSeq and is a predicted model, not a curated record.
CUUAGACCUCCGAGGCGACUGCUUGUGUUCUCUGUUCCUUCUCGUCUUCACUCCCAAAGACUUUGACAAAAAAAAAGGUGUUUUCGUUGGAAAAGGGCGGGUGGCAUAAGACUGAACAACACAAUAGGACAAGGAAGAGUCUCGAGAUAUAAACCGUCGGUGGUGACACCUGAGGAUGCAGCCGGACGAGGAAGGGUUCCCGGCGUCCCCUCUGGGCCCCUCGUUCCCCUCACUCCCCUCGAGGGACGGCGAGAGCGGGGAGAUCCUCGGGGACAAAGUGGUGGCCCUGAGAAGGGCUCCUGAAUCUCCCCGGCGCCUGCGCCUCCGGCCGGCCGUGCCCCGGGACAGGAGCCAGUCCGGCCACUACUCUCUGCUGAAGCAGCACCAGCAGUUCAGCGGCUUCAGGAUUCGGGACGCACUGGCUCAGCAGGGAGGACUCAGGCUGAGGAAGGGUAGCAUGACCUACAGCAGGGGAGGCGCGCCUCUGCUGCAGCCUCAGUACCAGAUUCGCGUUGAGAUGGAGGGCGGCGUGGCCGUCCGCCAGACGGCCUUCCCGAAGGGGCCUCGCCACUGGCACGAAGAGUGGGGCCAAGUGCGCUUUCGGCCGCCCUUCCGCGUCCCUCGGAAGAGCCUGUCGGAGUCUCGGCCAACGUCACCGUCAAAUACACAGCGAGUAAAUAUAUGGGAGGAGUUCAUAUUUGGAACAAGUGCUUUAAAAAGGAAGGGACAUUAUGUUAUAAACGAAGGAAACUCUGUCAUGAACAAAGUCAGGGCGUCACUGGAGCAGUUUUUGCCCAAACAGUACGCAAAUAUCGUUUUGUGUUUGUUAUAUUUCCUCUUCUACUUCUUAUCCUGUUGUGCAUAUAACAAUUAUUUGGAGAUUGCCUUGUAUAUAUUAUUCCACGGCCACUUGAAACUACACGAGUGUGCUUAUCAAAACGACAUUGACUUGGAUUUUACUGGGAGUCUUUUCGAAGGACCCGCAUACGCCUGGAUAAGAGGGUACUGCCAGCAUUGCAUACACAGGGACAAUAUAAAAGUUUUUGAUUGCCAAAUGAAGAAAAUGAAAAUGGAUAUUAUGGCAACGAAAAAAAUCUAGGAGAAAAUAUGUCUGCUUCGUCAAGUGAAAUCGGCAGCAGGAGAUAGAGUGUUCUCUUGUGAUAUGCAACUUCUAUAUCUCACACGCACACGCACACGCACACGCACACGCACACGCACACGCACACGCACACGCACACGCACACGCACACGCACACGCACACGCACACGCACACGCACACGCACGCA